CAUGGUGGAUGUAGUAUGUCCGGGAUUGUAUUCAUACUACACACACAUACUGAUUAGUACGUACUGUUUCAACGGGCAUGCAGUAGGCACUGCAUCGAAUGCAGUACAUACUGUCACACUACACGAUUUCGGACGCACCAUUGACUCCAACCUAGCUGAAGCGACUCUUUAAAAAGCACUGAUUAUGGCAGUGGAUUGGGCUGGAUAUGGAUAUGCAGCACUCGUUACGUCUGGAGGAGUCAUGGGUUAUGUCAAAGCAGGCAGUGUCCCUUCUUUGGCAGCUGGACUGCUAUUUGGAGGUUUGGCAGGUUUUGGUGCCUACCAGAUAUCACAAAACCCCCAAAAUAUUUGGGUGUCUUUAGCUACAUCAGGAACCUUGGCUGCUCUCAUGGGGAAAAGAUUUUACAACUCUCGGAAGAUAAUACCUGCGGGUGUAGUGGCUGGAGCAAGUAUCCUGAUGUUGGCAAAGCUUGGUAUUGGACUCCUGGAGAAGCCUCAAGAUUCAUGACUGGUGCUGCAAAAAAAUGUCACUGAUAAAAAUAAAUCAUACUUUUGUUUGAAUCUACAUUGUACACAUUUAGAAUAAUUUGACAUGAUUGUGGGUCUCAUUUUCUAUACAAUGUUUAAUAAAUGAUAAAAAUUAAGCAAA
Molecule: messenger RNA, 649 nt
Organism: Ictalurus punctatus (channel catfish)
Lineage: Eukaryota; Metazoa; Chordata; Actinopteri; Siluriformes; Ictaluridae
Gene: tmem14ca
Product: transmembrane protein 14Ca
Exons: 5
Coding region: 185-508 (107 amino acids)
Biological process (GO): regulation of heme biosynthetic process
Cellular component (GO): mitochondrial membrane
Source: RefSeq, a predicted model, not a curated record